CUUUCCUCCAACUCCGCCUAAUUCCUCCCUCUUCGUUCUCACCAAUCCCCCCACACAUACGACCAUCUUGCGCUUUCUAUUUUAGCGUUUCUUUGAUUUCCCUCAGUUUUCUCCGCUAGUCAAUGCACCAUGCAGGGCCAUGAGGCAUCGGGCCCCGGUGCGCUCGCAGGCCUGCCAUCUACGCUGAGAACGGUGAUAGGCAGCCCGACGACGUCACCGCUCGGGUUCAUUUCGUCGACCGUUCCAUCUAUACAGACCCCGUCGUCCUUGUCGCGACAACAAAUCGAAGCGAACCUGCAAUAUGUUCUCAAGUCGCUCUCAUCGGAAAUUGCCAGUGGGCGCGUGGUUGCAUCGGGUGGCAACUCGUCCGGCUCAACCGGCUCAACCACCAAAGGCGUUCUCAUUGGGCUUUUCUCAGCCUUUGGUUCCGCUGCGAUCGCAUUAACGAUUCUAGCGAUCUUCUUUUUCUUCAAAUAUACCAACCGGGGCCGGAUUAUGCUCGAUCGGAUGGGCCGCCCGGGCGAGUAUGACGAUGAACAAGCAUUUGCGCGGGAGGAGGAAACCGCUCUGGAGGGUAUGGAUGAUCUAUCACGAUCGGAAUAUCUACGAGCAAAAGCUUUCGUUCAAGCCAAUCCACCCGAAUCGAUGCAAACCGACAUUUCCCUGUCACAAUUCUUGGCCAUUCAAGAAAAGGGUGUCUCAGCAUGGGAAUUUCAGGCUGAGCUGGAGAUUGCCAACUGUUUUGUGGAAGGUCGCACAGAGAUUGAGUUCUUUGACUCAGAGUGCAGUGUCCAGACCAAUCUGCCUGUUCCCAAGCAGAAUGAGGUUUAUUAUUGGGAAGCCAAAAUUUACGACAAACCAGAGUCGACCAUGAUUGGUGUCGGCUUCACCACCAAGCCUUACCCUCUUUUCCGAAUGCCCGGCUUCCACAAAACCUCGGUUGCCUACCAAUCUACCGGCCACCGUAGGCAUAAUCAGCCUUUCGAACCAUCUCCAUACGGACCCCCGCUCCUUCAAGGCGACGUUAUCGGUGUUGGUUACCGUCCCAGGUCUGGUACGAUCUUCUUUACCCGAAAUGGCAAGAAAUUGGAGGACGUGGCCCACAACUAUCGCAACCAGAACCUAUUUCCGACCGUUGGGGCGAACGGCCCCUGCAGCGUGCAUGUUAAUUUUGGCCAGAUGGGGUUCGUAUUUAUCGAAGCUAAUGUCAAAAAAUGGGGUUUGGCCCCCAUGACCGGCAGCCUCGCGCCGCCCCCACCAUACGGUAGCGAACACGGCAGCAUCUUGCUUGAGUCCGGGCGAGAGAGCGCUGCCACAAUUUCCCAGCGCGUUUACCAAGCCCACUCGGCGAGACGGUCCAGCAUGGGCUUCCCACAGGCAGUCAGUCCUGGCCCAAUCCGCUCUCCCACUGAUAUUUCCCUUGCUCAGUUGACCCACAUCCCUUCCAAUGAGGAUGCUGGUGAGGGGUCCAGUCGAAUUGCCGAUGGCGAAGAAAGUGUCACUGUUGAUCAUCCUUUGCCCGGAGUUCCUGACGAAGACGGAAUUCUUCCUCCUGAGUACUCGAGUCCUGGGAGCAGUCGCAGAGGCAGCGAUGCCUCCUUGGAAUUUCCACCUCAAGGCCCCGGUGUCUUGAGUCCUCCGGUGGAUACUGAUGCGCAUGAAUAUCAAAACUUACCGAGCUACCAAGCGGCAACAGAUCGGGACUCCAACAAUCACCAUGAGUAAAGGUGACUUGACCGACAAGCCGCUAUACCACUUUUUCAUCAUACGUCUCUCGUCUGCAAGCAUACCCCCGGUGUUCUCCUUUCCUUUUCACGGUCCACAAUUUCGAGCAGUAUCGACCCUUCAUUCUCUCUGUUUCAUUUAGCGAUUACUCAGGCGGCGUUUCAAGUCUUGGGAGGACUAGUGCACCAACUUUUUCUGCUCGGUCUAUGUUUGGGGAUUUCGUCAAUGUGUUUAUCUGUUACUGGGACCAUGAUCCCCCAACGAAGUCAUGUAUAGGGGAGCUCAGUCAUCUCGCCUCUCUUUCGCUCUUUCCACUGCGUUUUGUUUUGAUAUCCUUUGGCAGCAGGUCUGUACAUUUUGUCAUCUAGCAUCAGCCCAGGAAUCCUGCUGUCGAUGCAUUGUCCGAUAGCGCAUCUCAAUCUGGCUAUUUCGUGCUCUAUAAAA
Molecule: messenger RNA, 2169 nt
Organism: Penicillium pulvis
Lineage: Eukaryota; Fungi; Ascomycota; Eurotiomycetes; Eurotiales; Aspergillaceae
Product: SSH4 family protein
Exons: 3
Coding region: 130-1725 (531 amino acids)
Molecular function (GO): protein binding
Source: RefSeq, a predicted model, not a curated record